AGUUCGAGACCCCAGUCCUUUUACGCACGAAGCAUUCCUGAAGAACAAAAUGAAGACGAAAAUGAAGAGUCGAAGCCUACUAAGGGCAGCACUACGCGGAAGAUACGAGACAAAGUUGGUGGCGCUUUCAGCUGGGUCAGGUACAAGGUCUUCAUGUGCUUCUUCAGGCACGGGAUCUAAGUCCUAAUUGGCAUCUAUGUCGUCGGAUGAUACGAGGUGGCCUGGUGCAAGAGAGAUGGACGCGAUCUUGAUCAUAAAGAGUUGGUUGGGUGGUAAUUAUGAAAGACAUGCGGAGGGUUGUAAGCUCCGGUUCGUCGGGUGUGGUUCGCGUGCUGCAGGCUACGCACAGGCGCGGUCAUACACGUCUUUGUCUUCAAUUUGGUCGACGGCCCUCUUCUUUCAUAUUGCGACGCUCAUACUCAUCUUGGCUAUGAAUCACCAGCAUGUCUGGACUGGAAAUCUUACUCUAUCCUCUGGGCGUUUGGUCAGAGAUAUUGUUCUUGCAUCUCCUCACGCGCCAUUCCCGCCCUCAGCGGCCUUGAGUUUCUUGUCCGUGGUCGACGUCUCUCAAAUUCCGCUGUACUUGGCUGCCGGAUCACCCUUUAGUGUUUCAACAUCAUGUAUAGAAACGGAGGAUUGGUUCGCCUCCUUGCUAGUCAACACUGCUCAAUAUACUAACCAAGAACAUGAUACUCCUUGGUGGAAAUCACUCAUUGGGCAAAGUCCAGUUGGCAUUCUCGCGCACGUGGAACAUACCCAGUCUGAUCAACAACACUCGGCAGCAGCACAUAUCACUGAAAUUUUGUUCUAUAGCGAAAGUGGCCCGGCGGAUUCUUUGCCAAAUGGCGACAUCUCCAGUCCCGUCGCAAGACUGGUCGUAAAAGCCCUACCUCUAUCAUCAGAUCAAAUCUUCACCCUAGAUCACACGGAUCAGGCCGGGCAAGACGCAGAAGCUGAUUCUUGCUUCCUUCCUCCACGCCCGACAGCUUUGCAACGAGCUGAAGAGUUGAAGAAGCGCAAGGUCGUUGACAAUGUAUUCGAUCAAGCCACUGAACAACGCCGGCAAGCUAAAAAGAAAGGCGGUGUUAGUAUUGCUGCUGCUGCCUCACGGCAUGACGUCUCUAUAUCACACAAGCGAAAAGCCUCGUUAGAUACAAGACCUGUCAGCGCCGGUGGGACACCAGUGACUAGCGACAUCUUCCGCACCAGAUCACCAACCCUUGCACCGGACUCACGACCAUCAAGCCGGCGAGGUAUAGCGGAAGGACCACAAAAGCAUUCCUCGUUAUCGCGAGUCACGAGCAUUAUUUCUACUGAGCAGUCCGCCAUUGAAGAGAAAAAUCGCGAGCUGAUUUCUAGGGUUGUCCUUGCUGCGAUGCGCAUGUAUGGUUUUCAGCAGCGCCGAAAGACGAAGAGACCAAGAGCAGGCUCUGUCAUAGCGCAGGGAACGAUUACUGAGACCGAGCAAGAGGCCAAGGACGCGGCGAGUGAUGAAGAAUAUAAACUUGUGUAUCAUCAAGCUUUCAAAGGAACCACUUUUGCAUUCCGACGGACUAUCGGUACAGAACAGCUUGCACCAAAUAUGGACAGCGUGCGGGGUGUUGUUGAUAAACUGCUUAUCGUCUUUUCCACGGAUCCUCUACUGCCUGUGCCUCCUGAGGAUAAAGCUGGUGCAGAUCAAGUAAGGGGUGCAAUUUUGACCCCUGCUCAAGUCCGAGAAGAUCCUUUCGAUCAAUUAGCGAGCUCCCAGAUCUCGGAAGGUGGAACUGUGAAUACACUACUUGGACGGAGGCUGCAGAAGGAGCCGGGCUAGACCAAGAGGCUCCCUGAAUUCAAUAAUUUCCAAUCAGAUUCAACUAUUCGUGUCUUUGUGAUAAAUACUGGCA
Messenger RNA from Pseudovirgaria hyperparasitica, 1886 nucleotides. RefSeq lists its product as uncharacterized. NCBI's taxonomy places the organism in Eukaryota, Fungi, Ascomycota, Dothideomycetes, Acrospermales, Acrospermaceae. The record is from RefSeq and is a predicted model, not a curated record. The transcript has 2 exons. Bases 197 to 1813 code for a protein of 538 amino acids.